Molecule: messenger RNA, 933 nt
Organism: Rhizopus microsporus ATCC 52813
Lineage: Eukaryota; Fungi; Mucoromycota; Mucoromycetes; Mucorales; Rhizopodaceae
Exons: 6
Coding region: 1-933 (310 amino acids)
Source: RefSeq, a predicted model, not a curated record
AUGAAGCGAAAGAAAGAUGAUGACUCUCUAUCUCCAAAGGCAAAGCGCAAUAAAGGGAAAGCUUUUGAAGCAAGUGAUGAUGACUUUCAAGAAACUCCGUUACUUAGAAAAGGCAAGAACAUUCGUACUACUUUGAAAGCUGUUAAAGAAGACACAUCUGCUCCUGGCCUUUCAAAUGUUGUUAUCGGUGACAAGGUAUCUAUGCCUACAGACAAUAAAGAUACGUGUGUUCAAGAUGUAUUACCUGCUCCUAUUCCUUCUACUAGCUGUACUUCUGCUCCCAUCAAGAGCUCCAAAAAAUAUCAAGACAAGGUUGAUAUGGCUGAAGCACUUAAAAAGGAAAAAGAAAAUAAUAAGACGACAGGCAAUGAGCAAAAACAAGUGUGUUCUAUGAAUAAAUCAAAAACAAAGCUUCCAAAGCCCAAGGAUACUGUCGAGAAAACUAUUGUAACCAAGACAUCUUUGGCUAAUACUUGCAAAUAUUCCAAGUUUGUUACCUUGAUUCAAGAAGUGGUUGACCAUAUCACUCAAUUGUUAUAUGCUGGAUCCAUUUUUGCUAAUUACUAUUUCUUGAAACUUCGUGAAAAUGGUGAAGAAUUACCUAUGAUCACUCAAAAUCUGUUCUAUAAUAUAUUUUUCACCUUUGCUGGCCAAAGAAAGCAUGCCUCUGAUAGUAUCAAGAAGAGCUUCAAGACCUUUUGUGAAUCUACUUCUCUUAUUCAAACUGGACCAAAACAAAGAGUGCACUCUGUCCUCAAGUGCGAACCUUGUGGUACAGUGUGGGAUGGCGAUGUGAACAGUGCAUUAAAUAUAUAUGUCCUCCCUCCUUCAAAAGACCUUCAAAAGACUUACGGUGCUCCUGGGUUUAAUGCGUUGUCCAUAACGGUAGUACAUUUCUUAACGCCUCGUCUUUUAGUUAAAGAUUGCAUAUAG